Molecule: messenger RNA, 1007 nt
Organism: Fomitopsis serialis
Lineage: Eukaryota; Fungi; Basidiomycota; Agaricomycetes; Polyporales; Fomitopsidaceae
Product: 60s acidic ribosomal protein-domain-containing protein
Exons: 5
Coding region: 225-563 (112 amino acids)
Biological process (GO): cytoplasmic translational elongation
Cellular component (GO): cytosolic large ribosomal subunit; ribosome
Molecular function (GO): structural constituent of ribosome
Source: RefSeq, a predicted model, not a curated record
GCGAGAGCGUGGGAACGCAGCUGUACAGUUCCCAGCCACCGCGUGCCGCCCACCCGGUGAGGCAGGCGUCGGGCAUCGUCUCUACUCAUCAUCGUCGGAUAGAAUCCACAGGUCUUCCCUCGAGGAUUAAACGUGAGUGCGGGUCGGCUUUGCUGCGCAGAACGACGCUGACUGCGAGGGCUGCAGUGAUUUGUGGCUACCGCACCCCCCACUAAAACAACACAAUGCGUCACGUCGCUGCCUACCUCCUCCUCCAGAUCGGCGGGAACGCCUCCCCUUCUGCCGCCGAUGUCAAGAAGGUCCUCGGUGCCGUUGGCAUCGAGGCUGAAGACGAGCGCCUUGAGAAGCUCAUCUCUGAGCUCGAGGGCAAGGACAUCAACGAGCUGAUUGCUCUGGGCUCGUCGAAGCUCUCUUCCGUUCCUUCUGGUGGUGCGGUCGGCGUGUCUAGCGGUGCUGCUGCUGGUGGUGCCGCAGCUGCCCCUGCUGAGGAGGCCAAGGAGGAGAAGAAGGAGGAAGAAAAGGAGGAGUCCGACGACGACAUGGGCUUCGGUCUCUUCGACUAAGCUCCUCGCAUCUUCCGAUAAAACCAUGCUUUGCUACUCGCUGUGUAUUGUUGGCCCUGUAGCAAUUAAUGACACCCGCGACAUGACAGUCCGUUGAACUCGGUGUGAUGAGCGCAUGCGCAAUUGGGCAAAUUUUUUGCGUCUGUUCCUCAAUAAAGGACUUGCCCCUGACCAAAUGAACGGGAUGACAUCCAUUGGACGGGCCUGUAAAGGGGAUGUACGGCACAAUCUAACCGGAUGCGUCGAUGUUGGGUGCGGCGCUGAGAUGGGUGCGGCGCUGAGAUAGCUGCAGCUGCUUCGGUGUCGGUUCGCGGCUUGUGCGCUGCAUGCGUGUUUGUCGUGGGCAGUCACCAGGCUUUGGGAGGCGCACUGGCAGCGGCUUGCGGCACCGAACGGGCGCGUCUGAGGAUGCGACGGCGACGGCGGUCUGGCCAGAUGGCCGGG